This is a messenger RNA of Pyricularia grisea, 422 nucleotides long. RefSeq lists its product as uncharacterized. The coding region runs from base 236 to 334 and encodes 32 amino acids. The transcript has 2 exons. The record is from RefSeq and is a predicted model, not a curated record. NCBI's taxonomy places the organism in Eukaryota, Fungi, Ascomycota, Sordariomycetes, Magnaporthales, Pyriculariaceae.
GGCUGAUUGCUGCAUCUGCAAGCACGGCAUCGCAACGCUGUCCAGCAUAUUCACCACAGGCACUUAAUUAAGGUACCUUACCUACGGAUAUCCACCACAUGGGACAAAUAUUGUUGCUCCCAAGUCCCAACAUGGAAAUUCAGCCAACUGCAUAAAUGCUCAACAAGUAACCCCGCAACACCCCUCGCCCCUGCCUCGAUCCGGAAACGAGUCCCUUCAAAGCUACCUUACCUAGAUGAGGUGCAGUGAUGCUGGGAUAGCCCUGAAAGACAAGCUCGCCUUGAGAGGGGCUGUGGCGUUGCUCUUGUUGUCGUUGUGGACCUGGCAGAUCUAGCGGUCAAACAAAGUCUUCCAAGGGCUUUACCACGGGAGUACCUAAAGAUCGCACCCACUACUCCUUACUGUACCGUACAUGGCUCGCG